This is a messenger RNA of Cryphonectria parasitica EP155, 1428 nucleotides long. RefSeq lists its product as uncharacterized. Lineage: Eukaryota; Fungi; Ascomycota; Sordariomycetes; Diaporthales; Cryphonectriaceae. The coding region runs from base 1 to 1428 and encodes 475 amino acids. The record is from RefSeq and is a predicted model, not a curated record. The transcript is spliced from 4 exons.
AUGGCCGACGCACACGAUCACGCCGUCGAGAACAUCCCAGAUGAUGCUGCCACCUCUCCAGACCCAAUCGACUCGACACUAUGGGCACACAUCUUCCUCAACAUGCUCGCCUUUGGCGUCCUUUUCCCUCUCGGAAUGGUCCUCGGCAUAACGAAAAGUCGAUGGCACGUCCCUAUACAAUCGCUCUCCUCCGUGCUUGCCCUCCUCGGUUACGCCCUCGGCCACAUGCAUGGCGGCCGUGAGUUCCGGCCGGACAAUGUACACGCGCACUUUGGUGACUGGGUCUACUUCCAAAUGUUUGCACAGAUCAUUCUCGGCGUGUACCUGAGGCUGCAUCUCGAAAAGGGUGUUCACGCCCGCAUCCGCCCCGUCGUGCGCGUCGUCCACUCCAUCAGCGGCAAGGCCUUCCCCGUCAUCGUCUGGGCCCAGCUGCUCUUCGGUGGCAUCACCGCCCAGGGCUUCUGUCGCGGCGACCAUCUCGGCCAGUGCCUGGCGCACUUCAUCAUGGGCAGCGCCUUCAUCGCCUAUGGCGUCCUGAUGACCCUGACCCUGCUCGUCGGCCAGCUGUGGCUCCGCCGCACUGGCCGCUCCCAGGAGUUUUUCGAUUCCGUCGUCAUCGCCGCCUGGGGCUGCGUCAACACCUUCACCGAGCACAGGUGGGGCACUGCAUGGGUCAAGAACGACUGGCAGCACACCACCAUGGGCAUCGUAUGGUGGUGCGCUGGCCUGGCUGGUGUCUGGCUGAGCCGCGGCCGCGACGGCUCUCCUAGGCGCAACUUCAUCCCAGGCUUUGUCAUCGCCAUCACGGGCUGGGCCAUGUCCGCCCACCCCCAGGAGCUCAUGAUCAGCGCCAUGACCCACAAGGCCUUUGGGUACACCCUCAUGGCCGCCGGCAUUACCCGCAUCAUCGAGGUUUCCUUUGUCCUGCAAGAUAAGAUCGGCAUCUCGGAUGAUGGCUACGGCACCCACAGCUUUCAGUACAUCCCUCCCUUUUUGCUGUACGCUUCGGGUUUCCUUUUCAUGGGCGCAACCGAGGAGCAGAUGUCGUUGGUUGACGGUUCCGGCAUUGACCAUGUGGCCUAUGUCUUGAUCCUUUACAGCCUUGCCUUCCUCACCUUCCUCUUCACCAACGUUCUCGUCCAUGUUUACGACCGCGGCGUGAACGCACCAGCUGGAGCCAAGGGCAUCAAUGGACAUGCACCGGGGGCCAACGGCCGGCGGGGCGCAGCGGCGGCGUCAAUGGACGAGCGGAGGCUGCGCGACGUGGAGGAGUUUGAGCUGGACGGGCUGAUGAGCGAUGACGAGGACGAGGAGCAGGCCCAGAGGCGGAAGCUCCUGAAAGAGGGCGACGGAGACAGGAGCGAGGGCGAGGGAGAGGCCCUGUCCAGCCCUAGCACGGUGGGCAGAAACAAUGAUCGAAUUGCUUGA